AGCAGCCGGUGGCGGAGUUGGGAGGCCUGGUGGCCUUGGGCAGCAGAGACCCCAGUGGCAUGAGGCGGCAGGAGGCGCUGGUGGUGACGGCAGGGACAGCAGCGGAGGCGGGCCGCGACGGGGAACAGCCGAGGCCCACAGGGCUGGGGUGCAGGGCUCGUAUAGAGCCCGGCGGCCCCCAAGAGCCCCGCCAACAAUGGAAGACAUUUUUAUACUGCGAGCCCCAUAAAAGAAUCAAGGAGGUUUUGGAGGAAGAACUUUCUAUCAAGAGGGAUGAAUGCCAUGUAAAAAGCCCACCUGCUGUGGCCCUGGAUGGAAUUUGGAGCAUUAAAAGGAAUCUCCCUGUGGGAGGCAUGAUACCAGGACAGCAGAGCAGAAACAGUUCACUCCCACAAGCCAAGUACUAUUCAAGGCAUGGAGGGCUGAGAAGAUAAGAUGAACACAUCCUUCCACAGAGAUGGAACUUUCGUUCUCCUAAUGUCCAAAGACAGAAAGAAACUCAAGCUUGUUUCUCAAUCUAAGAUGUAUGGAAAAAAGUUUUUUAGUCUGUAAUACCAAUAUAUAAAUCAGUCCAAGCCACAAAAUACUAUUGGGAAAAUGUGCUAAGAAAAAUAUACUUGUUUUUAGUUUUCACAGUUGGGAUGUAUUAAGCUUCUGUUCAGCUUAUUCUAUUAAAUGUAUCAAACAAAGGCACAGCUCUUCAUUUCAAAUUAAACAUUAUAAAAUCGAAA
This is a messenger RNA of Peromyscus maniculatus bairdii (prairie deer mouse), 731 nucleotides long. It is a transcript of the gene C7H11orf97, whose product is annotated as chromosome 7 C11orf97 homolog. Lineage: Eukaryota; Metazoa; Chordata; Mammalia; Rodentia; Cricetidae. The record is from RefSeq and is a predicted model, not a curated record. Gene Ontology annotation, cellular component: ciliary base.